This is a messenger RNA of Bipolaris maydis ATCC 48331, 1542 nucleotides long. Lineage: Eukaryota; Fungi; Ascomycota; Dothideomycetes; Pleosporales; Pleosporaceae. The record is from RefSeq and is a predicted model, not a curated record.
AUGGAUGUAUUCACAAACCAGGUGUUGCCUUGGUUGCCGCCGUUAGGCCAGACACUGACAACAAUUGCAAUAUUGGCGGUGGUAUACUACAUCACAAGCGCCAUCUAUUGCAUCUACUUUCAUCCUCUAUCCAAGUUUCCAGGGCCCAAAUCUGCGGCCUUCUCUCGUCUCCCAUUUGCAAUCUCAGCUGUUCGUGGCCAACAAUACAAAUGGAUGGAUAGUCUACAUGGGCGUUAUGGAAAGGUCGUUCGGGUGGGCCCCAAUGAGUUGACAACCAUCUCGUCCGGUGCUUGGAAGGAUUUGUAUCUCCAACGACCGCAGUUACCAAAAGACCCACACCCGCAAACGCCGCCCCUGAACGGCGCCGACUCGCUGUUUACAGCUGACGGAAGCACGCACCAACGUAUGCGAAGGACACUCCUGAAUGCAUUCAAUGACCGAGCUUUGCGUGCCCAGUCACCUAUAAUCGAGUCUCAUACAAAUCUGUUCGUCCAGCGGCUACGGCGCGAGGCAGCCAAAAGUGCCGAUGGUGUCAUUGACCUCGCAAAGUACUAUGGUUAUGCAGCUCUGGACAUUGUCUCAGACCUGGCGUAUGGCGAGAGUUUUCACGGGCUUGAGGGUGACAAUGAGCACAGUUGGAUCAUGGGCUUUUUCCUCGGCGCAAAGUUUGGCGCAGUGCGCAACCACCUGAGUUACUUUUACCCGUUGGACAGAAUAUUUGGAUACCUAUUUUUGCAACUCACGGCUAAAAUACGGAAGCGCAACUGGAAGUAUACGGCCGACUUGGUCACAAAGCGUCUGGAGAUGGGUGAUCUUGGAUCCUCGCGCUCUGAUUUCGUAUCACCAGUCAUCGGCAACAUCAAUGAAACUAAAGAAAAGGGCAUUACUCGCAACGAACUGAAUACGCACUCACUCGCCAUCACGAUCGCUGGCUCUCAAUUGCCUACAGUUGCAUUGACCACGGCUACAUAUCUGCUCCUGACUCACCCCGUUCAACUGAAGCGUCUCCUUGCUGAAAUUCGAUCAUCAUUCCAACAUGAGUCUGACAUCAACGUCGUAACGACAGCCAAACUGCCCUAUCUAGGGGCAGUUAUCGAUGAAACGUUGCGCAUACAUCACCCCACCCCGAUACACCUGCCCCGACUGAUUCCCUCGGAAGGAUUACACGUAGACAAUGAGUGGAUCCCAGGUAACACUGUGAUGGGCAUCGCUAUGCACACAACACAGACGUCGCCUCAAAACUGGACCGAACCGUUGGCAUUUCACCCUGAGAGGUUUCUGCCCCCCACCCAUCCUUUACAUGACGCUCGUUUCGGCAAGGAUGACAUGGAGGCAUUCAAACCCUUCUCCAUUGGCACUCGCAAUUGUAUAGGCGGGAGGGUCUUCCUCGCCGAAGCGCGAAUCCUCAUAGCGCGUACGUUUUGGAAUUUCGAGCUUAGCCUGGAGCCAGGCAGCCGGGUAGACGACUGGCUGGAUCAAAAGGCUUAUCUCGUGUUUGAGCCUAAACCGCUUCGCGUUAGGCUGAUUGAAAAAACGAUUUGA